AUGAGAUAAGACGAUUAUUUCAGGGUAUUGGAGAAGGAGAAGAAAAAGGAGGACCUAAAACGACAGGAAUAGCAGAGAUUGGAGGAGGAAGAGGCAAGGAGACAAAAAGAGUAGGAGAAGUUGAUUAAAGACAAAGAGGAGAUCGACAGUGAUUCGAAGGACAAGGACAAAUCCGCUAGGGAUGACAAAAGCAUAAAAAUACAGAUCGAUGAGGAGAGAAAUACCAAAGAGAAGGAGUAAAGGAAGAAGAUGCUAGAUAAGAAAGCGGAUAAAUAUGAUAAGCAAUUGGAGAGUUUGAGGCCAGAGCAAUUGGUGGAGAAUGAGAUUGGCAAGCCUUAUUAUAUAGUGCCUGACGAUACUAAAUUGGAAAUCAAUAAAGAACUAAUAGAGAGGGAGGAUAAUAAAGUUAGGAGAUGGAAGGUUUUUAUAAAUGAAAUAAGGUUAGAGAAUCUACAAAAGGAAUAAUUAUCAGUUUUCUUGAAUUUCCGAAUUGGUUAAAUUGGGAAAACGGCUAAUAAGUAUGCAGAUGUGUCAAGUGGUGAAGUUUUUUUUAAAUCUGAAAUCUGCAAGGAUCUAAAAAGAAGUGAGGUCAAGGUUAUUAAGGUUAUGUUUGAAACAGAAAUGCAUCUAUCUUAUUAAAUGCUUAAGGAGCGAUAUUUCGUGAUUGAGGUAUGGGAAUAUAGAAGAUUUCGCUUGAAUUUGUUUUUGGGUAAAAUUCAAGUGUCCUUACUAAACAUUGCCUCUGGAAAUAUUAAGAAACAAGAUGAUAUUAAGAAGGCAUUUGGAGAAAGAAGGUAGUUUGCUAGGAUCUAUUACAAUGUCUUAUUUUAGGAAGUGUGGGAUUACAAAUUGACAUUUGAAGCUUGGAAGGGAUCAAACAUCAUAGCAGAUCAAGGGAAAGAGCAUGAUCCUAAAAUACAAUUGACUUUGAUGACUGAUGAACUUAUUUAACCAUAAGUUGAAUCAGAACAAAUUAAGAAGACCAAGAACCCAAAUUUUAGAAAUCUCAAAGGGUACAUGCAUUUUAGAGGAACUAUGGAGGAUUUGACAUAAUAAAUGAUGAAAGUCACCUUGUUGUUUGAUGCUUACUUUAAUAAAGCUGAAAAAUUGGUUUCACUAAGAGGAAUACAAGAUACCAAUUACUUGAAAGUGCAAUUUAGAUUGAAACUUAAAAUACCUCCACCGAGAGUGAAAAUAGCCAAGCAACCAAAGAAGAAAAAUAAACAAAAAAAGAAGUGGGAUGGGAAUGAUGAAGAUGAUGACGAGGAUUUAGGAGACGAUGAAGAUGCCUUAAGAGAUGAAGCAUAUAUAGCUAUUAUUGAAGGAAGAGUAAAUCUCAAUAAGGUACCACGAUAUUCUCAAAAUGGGGAACUCAAUACCUACAUUCCAGAAUAAUAUUAUCUUGUAGUUACGAUUAAUAGACUAAACAGUGUAUUGAGUCCAGAUGAUAGAGGAGUCAUCAACACAUAUUUGACUGUGGCCUGGAGAGAUCAGGCUAAAACAACCAGAAUGAUUAAGAAUGAUCCUAAUCCAUCUUAUAAUGAGGAACUGUACUUCAGGAUACCUAUCCUGAGAAGAGAGAAGACCUUCGAAGAUAUAAUUAAUUAAAAAACAGACAAGGAUUUACUUAUAGAUGCUUUACGUGAGGAAUUAAAAUCAAGACCAGACAUCACUAUACAAUUGUGGUUAGAUGGAUAAGAUAUCUUGAGUGAUGAAUCUUUGGGAUACUGCAGAAUUUUUCUAUCUGAAAUUCAAAAGGCAAGCAAAUUCAAAAAGACAUUGUUGACUGAUGACAAUAAACGAUAUUAGUUUGAUACUCGUGAAGCUACAUUUACUAAGAAGUUUGAGAGUGGACUCUUCAACGUUAGUCACAUUUAAAUUACCUUUUAGGCCUUCUUUGCUCCUGAUUUGCCUGAAGAAUUAAAUUUGGAGGAAUUUUGUGAGGUUCCUGAUGAUAUAUAUCCUUAUCAAAUUUCAGAUCAACUCUCGGUGAAAAAGGAUCAUGAAGAUAAUGAGGAGUAUCAAUCAUGGGACAAAUAUGUGAGAGGUAAUUUUUCAUAGUUCGGUUUGGAAAAGACAGCUUACAACAUAUUUUUUAAGAAUAUCUUUGUUAGAGAUCAAUUUAAUUAUUAUCAUUUGGUUUGUAAGUAUUUGGAGAAGUUCUACAUUAAAUUUUAGAGUGAAGAGGCCACUAAUGAAUUGUUUGCCAAUCCCAAAGAUAUUAGGAUGAAAAACUUACAUGAAAUGUGUCAUUUUGUUAGAAAUAUCCCAUUUAUUUAAGACUCCUUUUCAAGGAAUGAUGUUUGGAGAUCACCUGAUUUCUUGUUGAAAAUACGAAAAGGGUUUAUCCAUGAUCAUGCCAUCCUUGGAGCUUGUUUGUUUAUGGGAUUUGAGAGAGAAGAUAAGAAGAGAGAACACGAAAAAGAUUUUCAUAAAUACAUUCCAUUCGAACAUAGAGUUUUUGUUUGUUUAGGCACUCUUAAGCACAAUUCCUAAUUCCAUGCUUGGCUUAUGGUUUUUUCACAUGAUUUAUCUGGCAUUACCUUUUGGGAUGUUUAGGAAGAUUUCCAUAUGCAUUUGGAUGGAAGAGUGAGAAAGGAUAAGAGAGCAGCUUUAAGAAAGUUUUUGUAUGCUGAAAAACCAGUGGUCAAGAAGGAUGUUGGAUUUGGAUUGGGAGCUCUAGGUAAUUUAGGAAAGGACAAAAAGAAACCAUUAUCGAAGAGGAAAUAACUAAUGGAGUAGAAGAAGAAAGAAUUAGAAAAAGCGUAAAUGGAAUAGGCUUAGAAAAAGUAGAAAUAAAAUGAAAUGCUAAUGUAAUAAUAAAAAGAAGCAGAGGAGAAGAGGAGGAAGGCUAGAAAUAAUGCUACUUUCUAACCUGAAGAUGAUGGCAGAGGAGAUCAGGAUGAAUAAGUCAUAGAAACAAUUCAGUUGGAAAAGUUGAAUGGAAAUAUCAAACUUAAAAAUCCAAGAUAAAUGGGAGAAGACGGAGUGAACAAGAAGAGGAGGAUGGCAAGAAGUCUACUGUCAAAGGGGCAGGAUCAGUUCCACAAAAAAAGACAUUUACAAACCCUUUGUUUGUUUAUAGAGAGACUGCGAAAUAAACUGCUAUUGCUAAGAAGUAGGAGGCCGAGGAUGAAAUCUUAAGAGCCAAUCCUAUUGCCAAAUUUUCAAAGAUUGAUCGUUUCUUUGAUAAAAAUGGAAAGGAUUGCAGAUCCUGGACAAUUGCCAUAUGAAACCAUUGAGAUUAUCUUUAAUAACAAAAAUAUAUUUGGUAAUAUGGCUAAUCAGAAACCCUAGGAAAUCUUCUAUCAUUUGCAUGACAAAAGGUUAUGGUACCCCUUCAUUAAGGAGACUGUUCCAAAUAAGGAAGAGAGUGAAGAAGAAGAGGAUGAUGAAGAUGAUGAUACUAAUAUAUAAAUUGAUGAAGAAGAACUUUAAGAUCAAAUGAAAUAAAAGAGCGAAGAAUUCAUAUAAAAAACUUGGAAUCAAAAAGUAGGAGCGUUUUAUUCAGCUCAAAUUCUCAAAGAACCAAUUAAAAAGAAUAGAAUUAAGAGACUAUUAGAGGAUAUAUUCAUGGAAGUUAAAUAAGGAGUAGAAAAAGCAAGAGGAAAAAGUUCACUUUUUACUAAAUGGAAACAUGAUUUAGAUGGGAUUAAUAAGAAAAUGGAAUAAUAUUUGAAAAUAUUAGAAUAUAAAACUACUUAUAGAACUAUUAAGGUAGUGUAAUAGAAGCACGAUGAUGAGGCGGUUGCUAAAUGGAAUCAUAUCUAUAAGAGUAGAAGUUAUGAGGAAAUCAUUGAGUAAUGGAAAAAAGAAGUCAAAGCAAUGCUACCUUUAAAUACUCAUUUGUGUCUAUUACCAAUGAGAUUUAAUUAUACUGAAUCUGAAAAAAUAAGAUCUGUCAUUGUUGAAAAUAUGGAUCCUUUUUUUAUGAGAAGAGAUAAUAAGAUCAUUUUUAAUCUAGCAGGAAAGAUCUUCAACUAUCCAAAUAGAAUUGUAUGUGUUCGAUUGGUUCUAGGAUAUUCAUAUUGUUAAAAUUUAGAUGAAAUCAAAAAGAAAGAGGAAAGUGAGGAUGAUGAAUAAAAUCAAGAAGGUGAAAUUGAUAUUCAAAAACCAAUGCUUGAUGACCUUGAUGCAGAUGAGGAUGAAAAUGCAGAUUUAUUAAAAAAGAAAAAUGUUGAUAAUUAAUAGUGA
Messenger RNA from Paramecium tetraurelia, 4194 nucleotides. RefSeq lists its product as uncharacterized. The record is from RefSeq and is a predicted model, not a curated record. The transcript is spliced from 7 exons. Lineage: Eukaryota; Ciliophora; Oligohymenophorea; Peniculida; Parameciidae.